GUCCGUGCGCCCCUGAACGCUGGCGGACCCCGGAGCCGGACCCUGACAGACGGAUCGUGCGCUCCCGUGACUCGCCUCCUCUUCGGUUCUAAAGUUUGUGCGUAAACGCGAACUCUGCUGCGUCAGCGGAAGAAGUUUGUGGAAAGUCUUUCUGGGGUUUUGCAUCGAGAGACUCGCUGACUCAGUGGAUAAAAAACAAUUUAGCGUAAAUCGCUGCUGCAGUGCGUCCCCGCGGACUUUGGAUUACUGCUCCAAGAGUCGGACUGUUGUCGUCAGCUCAUCCAGCAGCGACAGGAGAAGAGGCAGCGAGGAGUUUGAUCCACGACAGAAGAAUAAAGUUCCAGGCCGGACACCACGAUGCUACCUUACUUCCUGCUCUUGCUCCUCUCAUGUGGGCAGGUGUUGUCCUCCGACUGCCCAGCAGACUGUUCCUGCCCUCUCCAGGACUCUAUAUUCUGCAUUCAACGACGGUCCAGCACUGUGCCCCGUGUUCCCACCCUCACCCGAGAACUCUACAUCUUCCAGAACGGCAUCAACACUCUGUCCCAAGAAUACUUCAGAGGCUUGGUGGAGCUGGAGAUGCUCGACCUGAGUCAGAAUGAGCUGGUGGAGAUUCCAGAUGGUGUGUUUGAGAUGCUGUCAAAGCUGAAGAACCUGGACCUGUCCUCGAACGACAUCACCCACAUUUCCAAAGGCAGUUUUUCUGGCUUGGUCCAGCUUGAGAGGCUGUAUCUCCAUGCAAACAUCAUUCAGAGUAUCCAUUUGGAAGCUUUUGAGGGUUUAGAUAUGCUCCUGGAACUCAAGCUCCAAGGGAACAAGCUCACAUCUCUUCCAUCCCUGCACUUCCCCAGACUUCUGCUUCUAGACCUCAGCAGCAACAACAUCCCAAGCCUGGGACCCUCAGACCUCCAGACUCCUCACCUAGAAGCUCUUAAACUGGCCUCUCUGGGGCUUACCUCUGUGGAUGAGAAUCUUAUAACUUCUCUUGGGAACCUCCAUGAGCUCGAUAUCUCCUCAAACAAGUUAACUGAGGUGCCACAGGCCAUCAAGCAAGACUCCCUCAAGGGGCUGACCAAGCUCAACCUGGCAGCCAACCCUUUUGGAGAGCUCAGGAUGGAGGACUUCCACAAACUGACUGGACUUCAAGAGCUGGAUCUAAGUGGACUUAAUCUCAAGGGUUUCCCACAGAGUUUCUUCCAGAUAUUCCCCAGGUUGAUGCGCCUUACAGCAGCUGAGAACCCAUUCAUCUGCCGGUGUCCAUUAGCCUGGUUCCCUCUGUGGCUAACUGAGGAGGGUGUGAGUCUCGGGAGGCCUGAGGAGACUAGAUGCCACUUCCCUCUAGUUAAUGCUGGAAAGAUGCUUUCAGCACUUGAGCACAAAGAUUUUGGAUGUCCACCUACCACAACAGUGCUGAUUGGCUCACCCAUUGGAAGCACCUCUGUUCCCAAGAUGCUCACCACACCACCUGAAGCCACCCAGACCCUAACAGUCAGCUAUACCAUUGAACCAGAACUUCCAGUCCUCCCUAGUUCCACCAGAGUGGAAAAUGAACCCCACAUCUGCCCACCAAACAUCUGCCUCAAUGGGGGCACCUGUAAUUUUGAUCCUUUAGGUCAACUCAGCUGUCUUUGUCCCUCAGGAACCUCUGGCCUCUAUUGUGAAAAUGUGGAUGAGGAUCCUGAGCCACCACAACCUGCAGCAACAGAUGUUUCGGUAGUUGCCACUGUGAUGCCCCCUGAACUUGAUGCCAUCAGCUCACGCCAGGUGACCUCCACAUCUAUCCUUCUUGACCUGCAUCGCUUCAUUGAGACACGGCCUCACAUUCGUGGGAUAAGGUUGACCUACCGUAACCUCUCAGGACCUGACCACCGUCCCAUUAUCCUGAGUGUACCGGCAUCCUACCCCGAGUACACUUUGCGUGGUUUGAGACCCAACUGCACCUAUUCAGUAUGUGCAAGUCCCCUGGGCGAGAAAGUCCUCUCUAGGUCAAACAGCUCCGUAGAAACAGGGUCGUGUACAGAAGCUCGGACCGAAGGGGUUCCACUGACAUCCUUAGAGCCCAGGGUGGAGACACAGAGCCAGGUAACAUAUACUCUGAUCCCUGCCCUGGCUGCCUUGGCAUUGGUACUGGGGUUGGCUGUGGUGGCUGGAACGAUCAUCUGCCUGCGGAGGAGGAGGCAGUCCAAGGCAGGAAUGGAGCUGGAGCUGGGCCCAGCUGAUCCCGACCCCAUGGAGCUUGAGGGGAUCAAGGCCUGCCUGGAGAAUGGGGGAAAUGGAACAUUACACCAGAAGCAGCCUGAGAUUGAACGUUGUCACACUCCUCAGCCACCUUCAUCCUCGCAACAAAAUGGGGGCUUGGACUAUGAGGUGCCAUUGAUGCAAGGACAUUGCCCAUCAAACAACAAUCUAGCAUCACAAAAGCCUUCCUAUUUCUAAGAUGCAAUAAAAUACAAACACUUGGAAAGAUUUAGGAGUCAGUGGGCUUACCCAUCAGGACUUUUGACAUCCUGCUUCGGCUCAUUUAGUGGUUAAAGUCUAGUUUCAUUCUAAUUUCAAAUAAUCCUCAAUUUGAAAAGCGGCACUUACUUAUUUGGUCUAAAUGAUAGAUCUAUUUCCAAGACCCUAAAUGGUACUGAAAGUUGCAGAUAGAAAGCAUAUUGGAAAUGUGCUAAACCACUGUGGGACAAUAAACAGGAUGUGUUUCAAACUCAUCCAGCUGAGUUAGAUGGUGGUGAGACCCAACCGGGUGAUUUAACUAAGUGCAAUCUACUAGACCAGUAGAGGAGAGAAAAUGGAAGUGCCUUUUUGCAUCGACACAACUUUAUUCAACAGCUUAUUUUUUUAUAUAAAAGAGACUAUGUGAAAGAGCUGUCAUCCUGUUGCUGGAUUUGGGAGAAACAGGAGGAAGGUGCGUCAGGCCUCAGGACCCGAGGAUAUGACGGUGGUUUAAAUGAGAGCAGGGACUGGCCUGGACCACAGGCCCUGGAGCAAAAAGGGGAUUUUGAACAACUCCACCUGCUCCACGGGAUCUAUGAAAAGAACUUGCACUGAAAAGACAUAUUCCCUUCCCUUUCUGGUGUCCCAGUGACGAGCCGCCAAAAGACUGAUGGUCACAUGAGGAAAUGCAAUAAGAAAAAAUAUAAAGCUGCCUAAACUCCACAUUAUGUUGUUGACAUAAUCUAAUCUGAAAGUUUCUUCAGGUGCGGAUUUGGAUUUUUUCAGUAUCAACAGACAAUUAUUUUUCUUUCUAUACAUCUCAAAAAGCUUCUGGCUCCGCAGGAGAUAACUUUGCUGUGAAAGAGAAAUGGACUGAAUGAAAAGCCAUUGUGAACCGAUAUUGUUUUGUGCCGUGACGAGAAGACUGUUUUGUGUAGCUGAUAUCAUGAUAUUCUGUAUGAUGUGUUUGAUGUCUUUUCUAUUGUUUGUGUAUUUUCUGUUAUUGUUCUUUCAGUAUUGUCAGUUGAAACGUUACGGAUUUUACAUUACAUGUCAUUUAGCUGACGCUUUUAUCCAAAGCAACUUACAUUUUUAGAACACUCAGCAUUUAUGAGGGGCCAUUUAGGGGUUCAGUAUCUUGCCAAGGACACUUAGGCAUGCAGAUGGGAUAGAGUGGGAUUCGAACCGGCAACCUUCUUAUUGCAGAUAAUCCCCUAGGCCACGCUCUCCCAAAUUUUACCCACCGUGCAAAAAAGGUAAAGUCAUAACGUUCAUGAUCAUUUCCUUUUUUUGCGUUUUUAGAUUACAUGUUUUCUUUCGAGUGAGUGUAGAAGUAAAUUACUAAUUUAAAUUUAUGAGACCUUCUCAAUCGGCUUUCAUACGACGAUGAAUUAGCCUCUGCUGGAAACGGCCAAUAUUUUGUGGCUUCCGGUGUAGACAGCUGAUAUCCGAACUGCUGUACACAGUUCACAGUGCGACUAGAUGCUUUAUCAUUGAGUCUUUGCGCCACUCAAAACACAAACAGUGAUACUUUCUUUACGUGUUUAAGGUCUGGACGAUAUGUUGACUAAUCUCGGACGGUCGGCAAUCAGAGCCUGCUCAAACGUGAUUGGUCGAAGUAGAAUAUACAGAAUCUGUUUAUAGACAUUUACGAGAACGCCAACAAAAACAACCAGCGGCAUCAACUCUAGGAAGUUUGAAUUAAAUAAUUCAAACUACAACUCUGCAACAGAGCUUUGUCAGCGACAUACCGUCAAACUAAAUCUCACCGUUAAGUGUCAGACACUCUCUUGUCUCUGCCGACGCUUCAUAAAGACACGGUUCAGCCUCAGACUUCCAACACUGGGUUCAAAGGCCUUUUGCCACAGAGCCCAAACCCAUAAAGCUGCACACAGGUGCCGAGCAAACAAAGCAAGUUCUAGGAGAUUCAAGGCAAUUUGCUGGAAGUGUCAGUAACUUUGAGACACUGGUUGUUUCCUCUCUGUGUUGCCGACUGCAUCCUUUUUGAGAUAGAGUCCAAACAGUUCCAUCCAUCCAUCCAUCCAUCCAUUAUCUAUUCCGCUCAUCCUUUUGAGGACCUUUGGGGGGUGGGGCCCAUCCCAGCUGAGUGAGUAAGAGGCGGGCACAUCCUGGACAUGUUGUCACCAAACUGACAAAUAAAGACAAACAAUCCUUCACCCUCAUGUUCACAGCUACAGUUCAGUUAGCUUUGCCAGUUUACCCAACCUGCUUGUGUUUGGACCGUGGGAGGAAGAUUUAUUGCACGCAGGUGUGAGAACAUGCUAACGCCACAGAGCUGGAGUGAGUGGACAGUGUUAACCACUGUUCCACCGUGCCGCCUUUUCACAGUGUUCCCCUGAAGCUUUGUGUUCUCAUCUGACACGCUUUCCCUCUUGCUGCUUCUCGACACUACACUUUAAACAUCCUGUGUUUUUGCCUAACACAAAUCAUUGGCGUGUGUUUUUCUUGUUUACUGCUUAACCAGACUGUGAAAUGCACCAUUCGGAGGAAUUUAUUUUCGUCCAAGUCUCGGAAAGUCACAAACAUUUAGUGCUUUUUUUUUUCUCCCUUCUCCCUAAGAACAGAUUAAAUGAAUCCCAGGCAGGUUACCAGCUACGUGCCUUAGCAGCUCUCUGAGCCUUACCGAGCUCUCGUAGAGUCAGGUUACACACUGUUGUGUAUUUCAGGAACAAAAGGGCCUUUAUUUUGCCUCACAAGACAUCGCAUUUUAUUACAUUACAAACUAAAAAUGAAGAAAGAUGAAAUGUAAUGUAACCAAUUUAGCCAGGUUUUAAAAUAAAAGAGCUUUCUUUGUACUCGGUCGUCUGAACAGCCAAAAGCUAAAAUGACUGUGUGUUUUCAGUUGGAUUGUUCAGGUGCGUGUGUGUUUGUUCGCGUGACGUAUGUGUGUUUGGGUAAGUUGUCGUCUUUAUAAUGGAGCUCAUGCACUACACUGUCCAAAAUCAACUCCCCAUCCGCCAGCUCCUCUUCUUUUCUUCACUCUGUCAAUAUCCCAGCAGACACAGACACAGACGCUCAUAUACAAUAUCUGCUUUCCCCCAAUAUAUCAAGUGGAAGACUCUGUUUGGCUUUGGACAGUGAGCGGAGGCAGGACAUGUUUGAAAUACUUUCAACGUGCUUGUUACGGUUUCUUCUCUGUUUAUUCAGGGGAAGCGUUUCUGUUUUAUCGUGUUUGUCAGAUUCGUCUUUACAUGUUCGUCAGAUGCUGAGAAAAAAAGAGCAGUAUUAAAAUGCCUUAAUGACAAAA
Molecule: messenger RNA, 5704 nt
Organism: Platichthys flesus (European flounder)
Lineage: Eukaryota; Metazoa; Chordata; Actinopteri; Pleuronectiformes; Pleuronectidae
Product: vasorin-like
Exons: 3
Coding region: 358-2436 (692 amino acids)
Molecular function (GO): protein binding
Source: RefSeq, a predicted model, not a curated record